AUGGAUCCCCUCGUGGUCUUCCUCCUCCUCCUCUGCACCUUCCAAGCUGCAAGUGAGUAAAAUCUGGGAGACUCUCAGUUAAAUUCUCUCUCUCUGCUCCAUCAUGCAACACCCUAGCCUUUCUCUCUCUCUCUCUCUCUCUUUCUUUCUUUCUUUCUUUCUUUCUCUCUCUCAAAAUAUUUUUAUUGCAGUAGCUUACCUAAGGUUAUACACAAUAACUGUAACCAUUCCAAACAUAAAAAUAAAAAGGUUCUUUCGAACAUUCAGACUUCCUUCCCUCCUUUUUCUUUUUUCCUGCAUCUUUUACCGUUAUCCAUCUAUUAUAUAUAGUAACCAAAGUUCAUUUCACUUUACAAGUAUCAGUGUAUCUCUGCCAAUGAUUUCAACUGUCUACAGUGGUCUUUUACGUAUAUUAAGAAGUUAUUCCAAUCUUUUAAGAAUACGUGGGUCUUCCUGGUUUCUGAACUUUCCCAUCAGUCUUGCUAUAUCUGCCUAUUCCUAUUCCAUCAGUUUGGUCAGCCACGCUCCCCGGGUCGGUACUUCUUUCCAUCUCUGGGCUAGGAGCAUUCUCGCUGCAGUCGUUGCAUACAUAGUAUUUUAUUUUCUUUUAGUAGUUCAUCACCUAUUAUCAAUGACAAACCUAGACAGCAUCUUAAAAAGCAGAGACAUCACCUUGCCAACAAAGGUCCGUAUAGUUAAAGCUCUGGUUUUCCCAGUCGUGAUGUAUGGAAGUGAGAGCUGGACCAUAAAGAAGGCUGAUCGCUGAAGAAUUGAUGCUUUUGAGUUAUGGUGCUGGAGGAGACUCUGGAGAGUCCCAUGGACUGCAAGAAGAUCAAACCUCUCUAUUCUGAAGGAAAUCAACCCUGAGUGCUCACUGGAAGGACAGAUCCUGAAGCUGAGGCUCCAGUACUUUGGCCACCUCAGGAGAAGAGAAGACUCCCUGGAAAAGACCCUGAUGUUGGGAAAGAUGGAGGGCACAAGGAGAAGGGGAUGACGGAGGACGAGAUGGUGGGACAGUGUUCUAGAAGCUACCAGCAUGAGGGAGGCAGUGGAAGACAGGAGGGCCUGGCGUGCUCUGGUCCAGGGGGUCACGAAGAGGCGGACACAACUAAACGACUAAACUACUACUACACCUCUUAUAUCUACCAGAAAAGCCUCUUAGAGCCCAACUAAGUUUGUUCUUGGUAUAAGCUUUCGUGUGCUUGCAAAUACCAAGAACAAACUUAGCUUAUACCAAGCACAACUUAGUUGGUCUCUAUGGUGCUACUGGACAAUUUUUUAAUACAUUUAGAAAAGCCACUGGCUUUUAAACAAAAGUUUUCUUCAAAUUUUCUUAUAUCAUUUCCCAGAAAGCUUUUACCACCCCACAGGACCACCACAUAUGAUAAAAGGUACCCUCUUUCCUUUCACAUUUCCAGCACAAAUAUGAGCUGCCCUUGCCUCUUCCCUUGGGGAACUUUUUGGGGUUCAGGUACAAGCAGGCAAGGUGCGUGGAGAAAGGGGGCUCCUAUUUUGCAUCCAUCCUAAUUUGCUCACUUGGAGGUUAGUUGGCAUCCUGCCUUUAUUGAGGGUCCCCCCCCCCAUUUGUUUUCUGGGAGGCUGUUCAACAGUGAACAUUGAGAAGGAUUUGCUUGUGGGGCUGCUUAUCCAUCUUCCCCCGAGUCAUUUGUUCAUUCCACCCUUUCCAUAAUGUGGCGGGGAGUCUGUUUCUUUUUAAAGCUGGCUCUGUCAGGUGAGGGUAGCAAGGGACCUUUCUUGUACAAAAAAAUCACUUGAAAUCUCUUACCACUCAGCGAUUUUGGGGGGAAAUAACAUCUUGUCCAGGGCCGGACUGAGGUUUGAUGAGGCCCUAAGCUACUGAAGGUAAUGGGGCCCUUUAUAUGUCCAGCUGUCCUUUGUCAACAAUGAAUUUUCACUGUUUUUCGUGUUGAAUAUAUGCUAUAUGGUAAUUUAUGGACCUAAUAGGUAUCUCAAGCCCUUUGCACAUGUUGCCCUGCAACCAGUCCAUGCUGAACGUAGGCACCCUAUAUAUAGAAAGGAGCAAAGCAGUGAUAUUUUAGGGAGCAGGCGAGCAGGCGGGGCCCAUGACUCACAUCCUAGGAGCCUACACAACACAAAACACUGUUGCUGUAUGUAGGUUUUGUUUUACAGUGGUACCUCGGGUUAAGAACUUAAUUCGUUCCGGAGGUCCGUUCUUAACCUGAAACUGUUCUUAACCUGAAGCACCACUUUUGCUAAUGGGGCCUCCUGCCGCCACCGCACGAUUUCUGUUCUCAUCCUGAAGCAAAGUUCUUAACCCAAGGUAAUAUUUCUGGGUUAGCAGAGUCUGUAACCUGAAGUGUAUGCAACCCGAGGUACCACUGUAUUUGUUUUUUAUCCUAUACAGUGGUACCUCGGGUUACAGACGCUUCAGGUUACAUACGCUUCAGGUUACAGACUCCACUAACCCAGAAAUAGUACCUUGGGUUAAGAACUUUGCUUCAGGAUGAGAACAGAAAUUGUGUCUGGUGGCGCGGCGGCAGCAGGAGGCCCCAUUAGCUAAAGUGGUGCUUCAGGUUAAGAACAGUUCCAGGUUAAGAACAGACCUCUGGAAUGAAUAAAGUUCUUAACCCGAGGUACCACUGUAUUUUGGAAAUGUACAUUCAGGUUUUUCUUCCUUUAAAUUUUUUUGGGGCCCCCAAGAGAGUGGGGCCCUAAGCUACAGCUUGUUUAGCUUAUACGUAAAUCCAGCACUGAUCUUGCCCCUUCUUGGUUUGUUGCCCCAGGGCUGGAUGACACAGGAUGGGUGAACUUGGUCGAAGGUUUUGGGGAGUCCGUCACGUUGCCCCUGGAGAUUCCUACCCAGAACAUCUCCACGCUCUUCUUGAACUGGAAGUCUUUGUCGAGGAAGAAGGCACUGGCUCUGUGGACCCCCCAGCACCCCUUGUUUGUCAUCGACGCCGAGUAUUCUGGGAGAGUGAACUUCUCCAGGGAGAAGAAAGUCUGGCAAAUACGCAACUUGACCCUGGCAGACGGUGGACCCUAUGAAGUCGUGAUGGGAGUCGUCCCCCGCGAGACCAUCUUAAAAAAUUACACACUGUUCAUAUUUCGUAAGUUCUGAGGGCACAGCAAGGCAUCCUUGGGAACCGUAGGAUCGUAGAAAUGUAGCGUUGGGUAGGAAUCCCAAGGGUCCAAACCCCCUGCAUUGGGGGGGGGGUCACUCCGAAUGGGAGUUGCUAUUUGUGGCACCAGUAGAUCUUCAGGGAAAUGUUGCCAGGAGGAAUAGUUUAGAGAAAAGUUGGUGUUAGAGAGAUUCAGCUCAUGGGCUGGAAAAAUAAGGGGCAUCAUCGAGGAUGUUGGGUCUGUAUAUUGGGCUACAGAGACAGCCACUUGAUUCGGGACUGGCAAAAUAAAGUUCUUCAUGCAGCACAUACCGUAUUUUUCGCUCCAUAAGGCGCACCUGACCAUAAGACGCACCUAGUUUUUAGAGGAGGAAAAUAUUCUGAAUGAAACAGUGGAUGUAUGAUUUUUGUGGUUCAUGCUGUUUCCACAGACAUGUGAUUUGACAGUGAGUUUGGGGUAGCCGAAUGCAAAAAUCCUGAGGAUCCAUGUGGAUCCGUGCUUUGUAACCACGUUUUUGCACCAUUGUGGCCCCACAAAACAGUGGGUGCGUGAUUUUUCGGUACAGGCUGUAGCCAUGGUCAUGCUAUGUGAUCUGAUGGUGAAUUUGGGGUGACCCAAUGCAAAAAUCCAUGGGCUUUUACCUCCCCCCUCCCAGGCAGCCUCCUUUAUCUCUAGCGUCCCUUAUCUCCCUCCCCGAUCUCUUGCCAAUCAGCGGCUUGUUUCAACACUCCCUUCCCUCUUUCUAAAAAAAAAGCAUGAUCUGCUUUUCUCCCCUGGGCAAUUCGGCUCCAGGGACCACGCCUUCGCCCCGUAAGACACACAGACAUUUCCCUUACUUUUUAGGAGGAAAAAAGUGCGUCUUAUGGAGUGAAAAAUAUGGUAGUUGAAACUGUAGAACUCCCUUCCGCAGGAGGCAGUGAUGGCUACCAAACUGGGUGGCUUUAAAAAGAGGAUUGGGCAAAUUCAUGGAGAAGGAAAGGGCUAUCGACGGCUACUAGCCAAAAUGGCUAGGCUCUGCCCCACAGUUGGAGGCAGCGAUGCUUCUGAACACCAGGUGCUGGAGAUGGCAGGAGGGGCGAGGGCUCUUGUGCCCAGGUGCCACUUGCAGGUUUCCUAAAAGAGGCAUCUGUUAGAAGAGGAGGCUGGGCUUGAGGGCCCCCUUUGGCCUGAUCUAGUUCUUAUGGAACCUCAAGGUUCAGAGGCAGUCUAUCUGGGUUCCUGGGUUCCUAGGGACAUUUGGCCACUGUGAUGGCAGGAGGCUGCACUAGGUCGGCGACUGGCCUGAUCCAGCAGGCUCUUCUCACGAGUAAAAUGUGCAUGUACUAUUAUUUGGGGGAGUGAGGAAGUACACUGCUUCCCCCUUCCCAGUGCUCAAUUUUUCCUCCCCCCCCCGAAAAAAUCCUGCAGAUGAAUCCAGGACCAGCAGCAGCCCUCACCCCUCCCAAAAAAAGAUAUCCCUGUGAUCUGCAGGAAAUAAUACCAAUUCAGAGAAGCAAUUAGCCGAAACAGUUGCAUGAUUCGCGUAGAAAGAUAACAGGAAAGGGGAACCGCCUGCAGUGUGAUUCCUGCGUGUGUGUGAGCAAAACCAUCUUUAAACAAGAUCGCAGAGUCCAGGGCGUGAUGAGAGGCUUUCCUACCCUGCUGCUGACUGGUUUCCUGCGAGGGGCUCAACUGCAUCUCUGUUGAUAAGAAACCAGCUUGCUUCUCUCAGAGACUCAGAUCGCUUCCACGAAGACGAGCUGAGUCAAACUUCCAGGAUCUUGAUUCCUAUUGUGAUAGGAAUUUUAUGGUCUUAGAUAUAUAAUAAAUGUUCAUAAAUGUACCAACCAAACACACACAUAGAUCAGCACAGGAAGGCCGACCUGGAACCAUUUUGAUUCCUAAACCGAGCCAAUGUUUUCUCUGCAAGGUCAAAGUGGGAAACCUCCCAUUGUCUUUUCCUUCACAAAUCCUGUCUUAAGGGUGUGCCUGUGUUUGAAUAGGGUGUGAGCCUGUGACCUGGCCCAGGAACUAAGUAGUUAUUCAUUACAAAAGACUGGCCAGGCUCCCCAGGGUAUCCAAUCAAGUGACCAUUCAACAGGUAACCUGCCAGACAGGAGAUAAACAACAUUCAAAUUUCUGUUUUAAGACUGCCUUUUCUGUGAUGUAGGUGUGAUGUAUCUGAGGGGUGGUCUUAGGUUACACACCUUCUGUGAUGUAUGUAUGAUGUUUUUGGGGGUGGUCUUGAUCUACAGGGUGGCAAUUUCAAAAGUCUUUAUACGGCCUUGCGUGCCAUUGUUCUGGGUCCUCCUCCUUUUCUGCGUGUGAGGGGAGCACCCUGUUGCAACAGAUCAAUAAAGAUCAAGCUUACUAGCUGCUUUGCUUCUCAAUAUUCUCUGCUUGGCCUCUGUUAUUUUCUCCUACCAAUAGGGAACCUAUGUAAGGACUCUAUAUGGGCUCUUGGAUACCCCAUAAGGGAAAAGGGCAAUUUUUGUUUACAACAGAUGGCGACCACGAAGGGACAUUUGGUUACCCAGAUUCUGGGAGCGAGGAAGGACUGGUGAUCCAGCGCGCACCAGGCAGUUUGCCAGGAGGAAUAACCAGUACUCCAUUGAUCCCAGGGUCUGGAAAUAACUGGAGGUCCAGCGGGGUUAACCAGAGGAAGCAAAACUCUUUAUUUGCCAGAACAUCAAGGCCGUGGUUCACCUGGUGCAGCCUCCUGUCUUCACAGUGGCCAGCCAGUUGCCUCAAAGGGAAACCAUCGUGCAGGAUCCAAGUGAAAGAGCAGCUCUCCCCUCCUGCGGUUUCCAGAAGGGGGAAUUUGGGAGCCUUGCUUCCUCCAACUGCAGAGGCAGAACAGAGCCCUCUCCCCCUCCAUGAAUGCCCCCAUUAUUCUUUUAAAGCCAUCCAGCUCUACCUCUCUUUCAAAUCAGAACCAGUGAAGGCGGUGAAGGUCCUGUCUGAGUGUCUGGAGGCGGUUGGAGGAUGGAUGGCGGCUAACAGAUUGAGGUUGAAUCCUGACAAGACAGAAGUACUGUUUCUGGGGGACAGGAGGUGGGCAGGUGUGGGGGACUCCCUGGUCCUGAGUGGGGUCACAGUGCCCCUGAAGGACCAGAUGCGCAGCCUGGGAGUCAUUCUGGACUCACAGCCGUCCAUGGAGGCGCAGGUCCAUUCUGUGUCCAGGGCAGCUGUUUAUCACCUCCACCUGGUACACAGGAUGAGACCCUACCUGCCCGCGGACUCUCACCAGAGUGGUGCAUGCUCUGGUUAUCUCCCAUUUGGACUACUGCAAUGCGCUCUACGUGGGGCUACCUUUGAAGGUGACCCGGAAACUACAACUAAUCCAGAAUGUGGCAGCUGGACUGGGGACUGGGAGCGGCCACCGAGACCACAUAACACCAGUCCUGAAAGAUCUUCACUGGCUCCCAGUAUGUUUCCGAGCGCAACUGAAAGUGUUGGUGCUGACCUUUAAAGCCCUAAACGGCCUCAGUCCAGUAUACCUGAAGGAGCAUCUCCACCCCCAUUGUCCAGCCCAGACACUGAGGUCCAGAUCAGAAGGCCUUCUGGCGGAUCCCUCCCUGUGAGAAGUGAGGUUACAGGGAACCAGGCAGAGGGCCUUCUCGGUGGUGGCGCCCGCCCUGUGGAACGCCCUCCCAUCAGAUGUCAAAGAGAUAAACAACUACCAGACUUGUAGAAGACAUCUGAAGGCAGUCCUGUUCAGGGAAGUUUUUAAUGUUUAAUAGACUAUUGUGUUUUAAUAUUCUGGUGGAAGCCGCCCAGAGUGGCUGGGGUAUAAAUAAUAAAUUAUUAUUAUUAUUAUUAUUAUUAUUCUCAACCAUUCCUCAUAAGGCUUCGUUUCCAGACCCUUGACCAUCUCAGUCACCCUCCUCUGCACAUGCUUACAGCUUUUCGAUAUCCUCCUCAAACUGAGGAGCCCAGAACUGGACGCAGUAUUCCAGGUGGGGUCUGACCAAGGCAGAAUAAAGCAGGACUGUGACUUCCCUUGAUCUGGGCACUAGACGUCUGUUGAUGCAGCCUAGAAUAGCCUUAGCCUUUUUUGCUGCUUCAUCACACGGUGGGCUCACUAUGGCCAGAUUCAGACCCAUAAAGGGUUGGGGAGGGAAUAGAAUGACGUGCUUCUUUCUCUGCCCCCCAAUUCUUGUCCAUCUCCCACCCACCCCCACCUUUCCCUGCCCCUCUGCAGGCAUCAACAUCACCAAAACGUGGUGGGAGAUCAGCUCCUGCACUUUGUUCUGCGAGUUGGGGGCCGGGAAGAUGGCCAACGUGACCUACAACUGGACUCUCACGGCGACGGGGGCCCCACUUUCCCAAAGCAGCCGACUCGACCUCGUCAUGCGCCCCACAGAUGCGCAUCAGUCCUACUCAUGCGGCGCAAAGGCUCUUGGGGUCCAGGUGACAUGGGACAUCUCUCCCUACGAAGACUGUGGGGUCAAGGCUUCAGGUAAAUGCCUUCAGGGAAUCGCAGAAUCAAAGAACUGGAGAGUUGGGAGGGGACCCCGAGGGUCAUCUAGACCAACCCCCUAUGAUGCAAGGGACACAGCAGAAGUUCCUAAAAUAAUGCCUGGCAUGGAGAAAGCAGAGAGAGGAAAGGUUUGCUCCUUCUCUCCUAAAACUAGAAUUCAUGGGCAUCCAAGGAGGUUGUCCAUUGGCAGAUUCAGGAUGGAUAAUAAAAUAAUAAUAAUAAUAAUAAUAAUAAUAAUAAUAAUAAUAAUUUAUUUAUAUCCCGCCCUCCCCAGCCGAAGCCGGGCUCAGAGCAGCUAACAACAAUAAAAGUAACACAGAUUUCUAAAAUCAAUUCAUUCUAAAAUUAAUUCAGAGUCAAAUUAAUGGCAACCAUUGGGCUAGAGUUAUCUGAGGAUCGCCAGUGGAGGGAGUCAGGCUGUGCCCUGGCCAAAGGCCUGGUGGAACAGCUCCGUCUUGCAGGCCCUGCGGAAAGAUGUCAAGUCCUGCAGGGCCCUAGUCUCUUGGGACAGAGCGUUCCACCAGAUCGGGGCCACGGCCGAAAAAGCCCUGGCUCUAGUUGAAGCCAGCCUAACCUCCCUGUGGCUCAGGACCUCCAAGAUGUUUUUAUUUGAAGACCAUAAGUUCCUCCGUGGGACAUACCAGGAGAGGCGGUCCCGUAGGUACAAGGGUCCUAGGCCGUAUAAGGCUUUAAAGGUUAAAACCAGCACCUUAAACCUGAUCCUGUACUCCACCGGGAGCCAGUGCAGCUGGUAUAGCACUGGGUGAAUGUGAUCCCAUGGCAAGGACCCCGUAAGGAGUCUUGCCGCAGCAUUCUGCACCCGCUGGAGUUUCUGGGUCAGUUUCAAGGGCAGCCCCGUGUAGACCGAGUUACAAUAAUCAAGCCUGGAGGUGACUGUCGCGUGGAUCACAGUGGCGAGGUCAGGGUGAGAGAGGUAAGGAGCCAACUGCUUAGCUCCUUAGGAUAAAAGAAAGUCUUUCCUCACAGCAGCACAGAGUUAACCUAUGGAACUCCCUCCCACCGGACAGGAGGCAGCAAUGGCCACCGACUUGGGUGGAUUUAAAAGAGGACUGGGCAAAUUCAUGGAGGAGGAGAGGGCUAUGGAGGGCUCCUGGCCACAACUGGAGGCAGCAGUGUUUCUGAAUGCCAGUUGCUGGAGAGAGUUGCUCUUGUGCUCAGAUCCUACUAGUAAGCUUUCCUUUGGGGCACCUGGUGAGGAGGCUGGACUGGAUGGGCCCCCUUCGGCCUGAUCCGGCAGCAGCCAGGCUCUUCCUGUGUUCUUGUGGAAACUCCAGGUGCAGGAGCAGUCUAUCCAGAUUCCUAGGUCCUUAGGAGUAUCCGGUCCCUGAGAGAUUAGGAUGCUGGGCUGGAUGGGUCUGAUCCUGCAGGCUUCUUCCCACGCCUUUAUAUUUUUUUCCAGACGAGUUGGUGGUUUUAAGCCGAUCCUUUGCCUCCUCUCUUUGCACAGCACUUGGGAGAAUUUGUGGUUUUGGGCUAAAUAAGUUUAUGUGAUUUCCCAAUAAACAAACAUGAAACAAUUCUCUCUCUCCCUCUCUCUUCCGCAGGACUUUUCGUGGUGCUCUGCUACUGGGCUGCCAAAAUCAUCCUCACGCCCGUCCCCCUCUUCUUCCUCUAUUAUCAUCACUUCAAGAAAGCCAAAUCCGCAAAAUAUACUGUCUCAAAGGAACGGACAGACGUGGACUACGAAGUCGUCCACUUUCAAGAAGCCGAUUACGAAAGGGACUACGUGAAUUAA
This is a messenger RNA of Podarcis lilfordi (Lilford's wall lizard), 9320 nucleotides long. Lineage: Eukaryota; Metazoa; Chordata; Lepidosauria; Squamata; Lacertidae. The record is from the annotation of a GenBank genome assembly.